Hyaloscypha bicolor E is the source of this 630-nucleotide messenger RNA. RefSeq lists its product as uncharacterized. Gene Ontology annotation, molecular function: ubiquitin protein ligase activity. The record is from RefSeq and is a predicted model, not a curated record. Lineage: Eukaryota; Fungi; Ascomycota; Leotiomycetes; Helotiales; Hyaloscyphaceae. Gene Ontology annotation, cellular component: cytoplasm. The transcript has 2 exons. Gene Ontology annotation, biological process: ubiquitin-dependent protein catabolic process. The coding region runs from base 1 to 630 and encodes 209 amino acids.
AUGCCAACUGCCGUGCAACCUAGCAACUCGACCACUGCUACGAGCCACAUUGUUCAAGUCACUUCAUCAAUUGGUCUCCUUGUUGGACUAGUCGCAAUCAUUAUCUUUGCUGUAUGGCUCUCGUAUCGAAAACGUCUUCCCGCCGCCGCCAUCCGCUUCGUUCCACACUUCCGUGUAGACCAAGAACCUCAACAGAAAUCUGUUAGAAGAUACACCCUAGAGUCGAUACCAGUCGUUUCAUUUAAUAUCGGGUCGCAGAGAGAUCUGCAGGAUCUUGGGAGCAAGAUUCUUGCCUCCGACACCGGCCUGUCGAGAGAACCUCAAACAACGUUGGAAAGAGGAACAAGACUAGGGCCAGAGGCAGAGGCAGAAACUGAAUCCGUUAGCUGCCCAGUGUGCACGGAUGAUUUUGUCAAGGGAGAGAAAGUCAGGAUACUCCCUUGCGGCCACAUUUAUCACCAAGACUGUAUCGAUCCUUGGCUCUUCGAAAGGUCUGGCACGUGUCCAGUGUGUCGAGCGGCCCCAAGAGAUGGCAACCCAUCUCCAAACCACAUCCCAAAAGUGCCUCAGCCUGCCCUGGUGCGAAAGGAAAGCUCGUAUCAGGCAGGUAAUCUUGGCAGGUUAAAUUAG